AUGAUAAUGGCAGAACCCCAAUUUCAAAUGCCAUAUGGUCCAAUAGGCGCGAUGAUAAUAAACCCACCACCACCACCACCAAUAGUAGUAGCUCCACCACCACGGCCAGUGCCUGUAGGUGUGCCUUUCCCUGUCGCUGUACCCAUGCCUUUUGGCAUACAAAUAGAAGAAGAAAAAACGACUACGACCACCACUAAAAGUCCACGUCGAAUACUUAAAAUUUUUAUGCCUUGGGGACCACUUCCGUUUCCAGUUCCAGCUCCCCAAUCACCUCAUUUUAGAGCAGCCUCCAAUAAUUGUACGAAUAAAAUUAUACCACAGCCCCCACAGCCUCAGGGUUUCGCAAUGCCUUUUCCCAUGCCUAUGCCGAAUCCUCCGCCAAUAUUCAUGGUGCCUGCACCACCGAUUCACUUUAUUAGGUCAUCUUCAGCAGUAUCAUCUUCAGCAAGCGAAGACUCUGAUUAUUCAUCGUCAAGUAGCAGCGAUUCAAAUUAUGAUUCAGAUUCAGUUUCAGACUCAGAUACAGACAGCUAUCUAAGGAAUAGAAAAAAGAAAAAAAGAUAUAAGAAAAGAAGUAACCGGUAUGGUGUCUUAAGAAGCAAUCGUCGCUACUUCAGUGAUAGUAGCACUGCUAGUCAUGAGGAACUGAAGCCUAUGUUGAGUUACUUAGCUAAAAAUGGAGAUGUAAAAAUAAACAAACGAUUGAGUAACAGAGAUGCAGCAUUACUAAUGGCAGAUGAAAAGAAGCCGCGACAGGUGCAAAAGGUGCAAGUCAUUGUUGGCAAUGACUCUAAUGAGAAAUCGAGAGUGCGGGUAAUUGCGCACUCUCCCAAAACAAGCAAUAAAAAGGAGGAAAAGAAGAAAAUAGUUUUAAGGCGGUCUUCGCAGCAGCUCGUGGGUGGUAACAAGGAGUUGGUAUUUAGGCCACCAGGCAACAAGAAGAUUAGUAAUUUUUCUAUGUCUUUUAAUAUAGCUGAAUAA
Messenger RNA from Arctia plantaginis, 981 nucleotides. The record is from the annotation of a GenBank genome assembly. NCBI's taxonomy places the organism in Eukaryota, Metazoa, Arthropoda, Insecta, Lepidoptera, Erebidae.